AUGGAUUACAACUCAACACAAGACAACUGUGAUGACCCAAUGGCAUCCCUGCUGUCUCCAAUGGCUUUUUCCAGUUCUUCAGACCUUACUGGUACUCAUACCCUGGCUCAGCUCAACCAAAGAAUUGGAGCUGGUGGUUGGUCUCCAGCAGAUUCUAAUGCUCAACAGUGGCUCCAGAUGGAUCUGGGAAACCGAGUGGAAAUUACUGCUGUGGCCACACAGGGAAGGUACGGAAGCUCUGACUGGGUGACAAGUUACAGUCUGAUGUUCAGUGACACAGGACACAACUGGAAACAGUACAAGCAAGAGGACAGCAUCUGGACAUUUGCAGGAAACAUGAAUGCUGACAGCGUGGUGCACCACAAGUUACUACACUCGGUGAGGGCCAGGUUCAUUCGCUUUGUGCCCCUGCAAUGGAAUCCAACUGGAAAAAUUGGCAUGCGGGUUGAGGUCUAUGGAUGUUCCUAUAAAUCAGAUGUUGCUGACUUUGAUGGCCGAAGUUCCCUUCUAUACAGAUUCAAUCAGAAGCUAAUGAGCACUCUCAAGGAUGUGAUUUCCCUGAAGUUUAAGAGCAUGCAAGAGGAUGGAGUUCUGUUCCAUGGAGAAGGUCAACGUGGAGACCACAUUACCCUAGAGCUCCAGAAGGGGAUGCUGGUCCUGUACCUCAACUUGGAUGACAGCAAAGUUCGGAUCAGCAGCAGCCCACCCUCAGCCACCCUGGGCAGCCUCUUGGAUGACCAGCACUGGCACUCGGUCCUCAUUGAGCGGGUUGGCAAGCAGGUGAACUUCACCAUGGACAAACACACACAGCACUUUCGCACCAAGGGUGAGGCUGAUGCCUUGGAUAUUGACUAUGAGCUUAGUUUUGGAGGAAUUCCAGUACCAGGCAAACCUGGGACCUUUUUAAAGAAAAACUUCCAUGGAUGCAUCGAAAACCUUUACUACAAUGGAGUAAACAUAAUUGACCUCGCUAAAAGACGAAAGCAUCAGAUUUAUACAGGCAAUGUUACUUUUUCCUGCUCCGAACCACAGAUUGUUCCUAUCACAUUUGUCAACUCCACAUGCAGUUAUUUGCUGCUGCCCGGGACCUCCCAAAUUGAUGGACUCUCAGUGAGUUUCCAGUUUCGAACAUGGAACAAGGAUGGUCUGCUUUUGUCCACACAGCUGUCUGAGGGCUCAGGGACCCUGCUGCUGAGCUUGGAGGGUGGAACCCUGAGACUCGUGAUUCAGAAAAUGGCAGAAUGUGCAGCUGAAAUCCUCACAGGCAGCAACUUGAAUGAUGGCUUGUGGCAUUCAGUUAGCAUCAAUGCCAGAAGGAACCACAUCACUCUCACUCUAGAUAAUGAUGCAACCUCCCCAGCUCAGGACACUACCCCCAUGCAGAUUUAUUCGGGAAACAGCUACUACUUUGGAGGGUGCCCUGACAAUCUCACCGAUUCCCAAUGUUUAAAUCCUACUAAGGCUUUCCAAGGCUGCAUGCGGCUCAUCUUUAUUGAUAACCAGCCCAAGGACCUCAUUUCAGUUCAGCAAGGUUCCCUGGGGAAUUUUAGUAAUUUACACAUUGAUCUGUGUAGCAUCAAAGACAGGUGUCUGACAAACUACUGUGAACAUGGAGGAAGCUGUUCCCAGUCCUGGUCCACUUUUUACUGUAACUGCAGUGAUACAGGUUACACAGGUGCCACUUGCCAUAACUCCCUCUACGAGCAAUCCUGUGAGGUGUACAGGCACCAAGGGAACAUGACCGGUUUCUUCUACAUUGAUGUGGAUGGCAGUGGACCCCUGGGACCGCUCCAAGUGUACUGCAAUAUCACUGAGGAUAAAAUCUGGACAUCGAUUCCACACAAAAAUAUGAAGCUGACACACGUGCAGGGUGCAGACCCUGAGAAGCCCUACUUCAUGGUCCUAGAUUACAGUAGCAGCAUGGAGCAAUUGGAGGCUGUGAUCGAUGGCUCUGACCACUGUGAGCAGGAGGUAGCCUACCACUGCAGGAAGUCCCGCCUGCUCAACACACCAGAUGGAACACCGUUUACGUGGUGGAUUGGGCGGUCAAAUGAAAGCCAUCUUUACUGGGGUGGCUCUCCUCCUGGAGUUCAGCAGUGUGAAUGUGGCCUGGAUGAGAGCUGCCUGGACAUCCAACACUUUUGCAAUUGCGAUGCUGACAAGGAUGAAUGGACAAAUGAUACUGGCUUUCUUUCCUUCAAAGACCACUUGCCUGUCACUCAGAUAGUUAUCACUGACACCAACAGAUCAAAUUCAGAAGCUGCUUGGAGAAUUGGGCCUUUGCGUUGCUAUGGCGACCGACACUUCUGGAAUGCAGUCUCAUUUUACACAGAAGCCUCUUACCUCCACUUUCCAACCUUCCAUGCGGAAUUCAGUGCUGACAUUUCCUUCUUUUUUAAAACCACGGCAUUAUCUGGAGUUUUCCUAGAAAAUCUUGGCAUUAAAGACUUCAUCCGACUUGAAAUAAGCUCUCCUUCCAAGAUCACUUUUGCCAUUGAUGUGGGGAACGGCCCUGUGCAGCUCAUAGUCCAGUCGCCUUCUCCUCUGAAUGACAACCAAUGGCAUUAUGUCCGGGCUGAGAGGAACCUCAAGGAGACCUCACUCCAGGUGGACAGCCUUCCUCGAAGGGUCAGAGAGACUUCGGAGGAGGGCCAUUUCCGAUUGCAGCUGAAUAGCCAGUUAUUUGUAGGAGGAACAUCGUCAAGACAGAAAGGCUUUCUAGGAUGCAUUCGCUCCCUAAGUCUGAAUGGGCAGAAACUGGACCUUGAGGAGAGGGCAAGAGUCACAUCUGGAGUCCGUCUGGGAUGCCCUGGCCAUUGCAGCAGUUAUGGUAGCACUUGUCACAAUGGGGGCAAAUGUGUGGAAAAGCACAGUGGCUACUUCUGUGAUUGUACCAACUCACCGUAUGAAGGGCCCUUUUGCAAAAAAGAGGUUUCUGCACUUUUCAAAGCUGGCACUUCAGUUACAUAUAUGUUUCAAGAACCUUACCCUGUGACCAAGAAUAUAAACAUCUCAUCCUCAGCUAUUUAUGUGGAUGUGGCUCCAUCCAAGGAGAAUAUUGCAUUUAGCUUUAUGACAACACAAGCACCCAGCCUCUUGCUCUACAUCAAUUCCUCUUCUCAGGACUUCCUGGCAGUCCUACUCUGCAAAAACGGAAGCUUACAGGUUCGUUAUCAGUUAAGCAAGGAAGAAAGCCAUAUCUUCACCAUUGAUGCAGAGAACUUUGCCAACAGAAAGAUACACCUCUUGAAGAUUAACCGAGAGGGGAGAGAGCUCACCAUUCAGGUGGAUCAGCAACCCCAGUUAAGUUAUAACUUUGCCCCAGAUGUCGAAUUCAGGGCUCUCAGAUCACUCACUUUGGGCAGAGUUACAGAUGAUCUUGUACUGGAUUCCGAAGUUGCCAAAGCAAAUACCCUGGGUUUUGUUGGAUGCCUGUCUUCUGUACAGUACAAUCACAUAGCACCACUGAAGGCAGCCCUGCGGCAUGCCACCAUCGCACCUGUGACUGUUCAAGGGACCUUGACAGAAUCUAGCUGUGGCUCUUUGAUGGAUUCAGACGUGAAUGCAGUAACUACAGUGCAUUCCUCAUCAGACUCUUUUGAGAAGACAGAUGAGCAAGAACCACUCACCAAUGCAGUUCGAAGUGAUUCAGCCGUAAUUGGAGGGGUGAUAGCAGUGGUGAUCUUCAUCAUCUUCUGUAUCAUUGGCAUCAUGACCCGACUCCUUUAUCAGCACAAACAGUCACAUCAUUCUAAUCAGAUGAAGGAAAAGGAGUAUCCAGACAAUUUGGACAGUUCCUUUAGAAAUGACAUUGACUUGCACCACCCCGUGAGUGAGUGUAAGCGGGAAUAUUUCAUUUGA
Molecule: messenger RNA, 3861 nt
Organism: Orycteropus afer afer
Lineage: Eukaryota; Metazoa; Chordata; Mammalia; Tubulidentata; Orycteropodidae
Source: RefSeq, a predicted model, not a curated record